Molecule: messenger RNA, 5637 nt
Organism: Orbicella faveolata
Lineage: Eukaryota; Metazoa; Cnidaria; Anthozoa; Scleractinia; Merulinidae
Product: MAM and LDL-receptor class A domain-containing protein 2-like
Biological process (GO): G protein-coupled receptor signaling pathway; protein phosphorylation
Cellular component (GO): membrane
Molecular function (GO): protein kinase activity; ATP binding; G protein-coupled receptor activity
Source: RefSeq, a predicted model, not a curated record
UUGAUACACAAUGUCUGUCUAGAUUUAACCACACAUCGAUAAUGUGUGUUUGGCUUGAAUGUUUAGUUAGAGGGUAUCUUAAAUAUUCAAUUUUGUGACAGGCGUGCAAGUAACAUAAUACAUCACGAAGUAAGGCCCUCUUAGAGGACAAUUUAUGGAGCGUCGCACUCUGAUGCGUUCGAAAAACCCUUUAAAAAUUGCGCAUACUACGGGAUACUCAUGUUGAUAUUUCUCCAGGGAACGUAUUUAUUAUUUGCAACUUGUGAAUUUCUCGUAAGAGACGUCUCUUCACUGGAUCUUACCGGUAAUUGCACCUUCGAUCAGAACCAAUUUUGUGAUUGGCGUAACGAAAAAUACGCCGAUCAUUUUGACUGGCGUCUUUGGCGAGGAAGCACUCCUAGUAGUAAUACCGGACCGAUCAGUGAUCACACAGGUAAUGGCUCAUAUAUUUACAUUGAGACGUCACUUCCUCGUAAAUAUAAUGAGAAGGCCAGGCUCAACAGCCCUUGGAUGAGAGGCGCACAGCGGAUGACGUUUUACUACUCCAUGUACGGCAGCACUAUUGAGUCCCUGUCCAUUUAUGUUAGAAUCAAUGGCAGUGAAAACAGAGUUUGGAGCCGCUAUAGAAGCCAUGUAUCUAAAGACUGGAUUGAGACAUGCCUGACCAUAAACUACGCGGGGACGUAUCGGGUCAUAAUAGAAGGCGUAGCUGGCUUGACGUAUAAAUCAGAUAUCGCCAUCGAUGACAUUAGUUUCAGCAAGAAUUUGACUUGUGUCUCUGCUGGUAGAAAUACGCCACCUGGAAAUUUUGAAGCAAACUGUACCUUCGAUAAGAGCUAUUGUGGAUGGCGUAACGUCUUAAGUCCUCAAGACGACAUUCACUGGUUCCGCAGAAGAUUUAAUACACCAAGCCACGGAACUGGGCCAAGCCAGGACCACACUGGGAACGGAUACUACAUUUACAUUGAGACGUCACAACCCGCCAAAGAGAAACACUCUGCACAGCUACUGAGUCCGCUCAUUCGGGGACCGAAAUGUUUUCGCUUUUAUUACCAUAUGUAUGGAAGUCAUAUGGGAAAUCUUGAUGUGUUUCUUCAAAUUCGAGGGCAAUAUGGCAAUUACUUGAUGUGGCAAAAGUCAGGAGAGCAGGGUAAUCAGUGGAGAGAGGCAAAUGUCGACUUAGGCUACGCCGACGAGUUUCAAGUUGUAUUAAACGCAGUUGUUGGCAGAGGCUAUCAAGGAGAUAUAGCAGUCGAUGACGUCACAUUUACUGACGGGCUGUGUGAAAGCGGAAGUGAAUCACGAGGCGGGAUAGGAAACUGUAACUUCGAUGUGCACUUUUGCUUUUGGAGGAAUGUCUUCUAUUUUCAAUGGACACUCAAACAAUACGCUACUCCGAGCUGGAACACUGGGCCUUAUGCUGACCACACUUCAGGAACUGGCAAGUACAUUUAUAUUGAGACUUCUAGUCCACGCAACCCAGGAGACCCUGCGCGACUUGAGGGUCCAUGGAUGCGGGGACCGCAAUGCAUGACGUUCUACUACCACAUGCGUGGCUCCACCAUGAGCUGUGUCAUCAUAUACAUAAGAAGCAUGGCUACCUACAGGUAUAAACUGGUUUGGCUGAAGUCUGAGGAUCGAGGAGACCAUUGGAUACCAGGGCAAAUAAGCAUAAACACGACUGAAAUCUUUCAAGUAAUUAUCUAUGGUAUUAGAGGCAGAAGUUAUCUUGGAGAUGCUGCAUUGGACGACUUUUCUUUCCAGAAAGGAACUUGUCAACAAAAAGUCGUAACAACCUUUUACGUGUCCUCAUACAUGGGUCGAGGCUUCCGACUUUCUUCGCUGCCCUUCGAUCACAGUCGGUACUCGGAAGAGUUUCGAUUCACUCUCGAGCAUCCGAGUGGAAAUCCGAAAGAGAGACCAUACUUUAUCUACUCUGGAUUGUACAGCAGACCAAGUCUCGUCACAUCCUAUUUGGAUCUCUCUAACACUGGAAACUUUCCUCUAGAUGUUGUUGUUCUACGCGGAGCUGGAAACAAUUCCAGGAAGAUUAAUUUGAUAAACAGGAGUCCCUAUAGGCAGAUGAUUAGUGUUGGCGACUACACGAAUGAUAACUGCUGUGCGAGAAGAAUCGUGUUCUCUUUUUAUGCCUUGGAUGUCACUAAACCAGGCAGCCUGCCAUCUAAUGGUUGCGAGCCCGGUUGGUACAAAGCCAACAAAUCGUGUCAUCUGUUUUAUGUUCUAUAUUCUCGGCAAUGGGGCGACGCACGAACCAGGUGUCACUUUUACGGUGCUGAACUCGCCGUUGUUAAUGACGCCAGAACUGUGCAAGACCUUGCUUAUCAGAGAGGAAUGCUAAACCUUGAUGACCGCGACUUUUACCUUGGGUUAAGUGGGCAGUUGAAGUGGAUUUGGUCAGACGGGAGCUUUGUGUCCAAUAAUACACCGAAUCAAUGGGGUCCAAACGAGCCCAGUGAUGACGGCAAAUGCGGCGCAUUUUUGAAUGCUAUUAGAUGGGAUUCUAACUGGAAAGGGUAUGGAUGGCGAUGGAAUGAUAUACCAUGUACCAGCCGAAAGGGAUACAUCUGUCAGCAGCCGUUAGAUGUUCCUCUGCCUGUAGCUCUCUUUUCACUGAGUGGCACCAAUGGAACUGUGGACAGGAGUCCAAAUGGAGCCAUCAAAGCUGUUCCUAAUAACAUCAAAUUUGCACCAGGUCCUCAUGGAAAUCCAAAUGGUUCCUUCUACUUUAGCGGUAUUAAUAGGAGCCAUGUAAAACUUAGAAAAAGCGGACAACUGGACACAAGGUUCUCGAUUGGUGUUUUCGCAUGGGUUCAUCUUGACAACUCCAGUGGCCCAAUCUACACGCAUGAACUGCCAAACAAGUAUUAUGGCUUAUCGUUGCAGGUUUCUCAUUCAAGCUUGGGUGUCAAAGUGAGAUACGUCGACAGGAAGUCGCUGUCUAGUUAUCUGCUAUUUAAGAAAAACGUUUUACAAGCACAUUCCUGGAACUUUAUUGGAACCGCGUACGACUACCAUACAGGUGUCGCGUCUAUUUUCGUCAAUAACAACACUGUCGUGCUGAAGUAUAUCAAAGUAAAAAUGGAGCUAGCAACGUAUUCCAGUGUUAGAAUCGGUGCGAUGAAGAAACAGAAGGUGUACUUUCGUGGGAGGAUCUCCUGCUUACAAGUUUAUGAUCAAGCAUUGUCGGUGGAUCAAAUUAUCAAGGUUAAAACAAGGUGCAAUCAAACUGCACCCUUAACGUGCAGUCACGGCUAUUUUGCAUUCCACGGCGGUUGCUUCUCGAUUAAUACCAAGAAUAUACUGACGUGGAAAGAUGCACUGGGGCAGUGCAGUAGUGAAGGAGGGACCUUAGCCAAGAUAUCUCGGGAAGGUUUGAGGUAUGCAUUUACCAACCUGCUAGAAGAAAUGAGACCUAAGCCGGAGCAUUUGCACUUUGGCCUCCUGGCACAGGACAACUGGGUAUGGAUAGAUGGCAGUCCAUUUAAUAACUCUCUGUGGCUGUCGGGAUACCCUUCUGCUUACCAUGGAAUCCAGAGUUGUGCUGUGCUAUCGGCUGGUUCGUCGGGGAUAAAAAACGUUGACUGUCGGCUAACGAUGUACCCACUGUGCCAGAAAAAGCUCGUAAAUUCACUGUCACACCAUAUUUUGACGCAAAGUUCAAGUGUUCUGUUACCUCAUUACCCCUCUCUGGCCAUUGAUAGAUCCUACACCACUUGUUUUCGUUCACAAAAGGAGUUCAAUCCUUGGUGGGAAGUAACGUUUGAAAAAUCACUGUAUGUUGAAUCCGUUGAAAUCACUGAUAAAAUCGACUGCUGUUCACGUGACAAAGGAAUGAUCAACGUUACUGUAUCUAGCAGUAAAACCGGUUCUGACCCAACUUGUACACAAUCGGUGCAGUAUGGAAUAUUAUUAACCCACAAAGUACACUGCUCUCCACCAGCGCGCGGACGUUUCGUGAUAGUCACGUUAACUGGAAAUAAUGUCACGCUAGUUCUCUGCCAAGUUGUUGUUCGAGCAAUUGAAUUUUCUGAAGAGGCGCACGGUGUUUUACGUGAAGGGUGGUAUAACGUAGAUUACGACUCCAAAAUAUCACCAACUAUGCGGGAGAAUCCUGUGUUUAAAGGCGAAAGUCAGAGCCAGAUCGUUCUGCGGGAUUUCGAUGCACCAGUCAAUGUGGGAACAAAGUACGUUCAGCGACUGACAAGCUACUUACAGGUUCCUGUAAGUGGAAAUUACACGUUUUACCUGUCAUGCGAUGAAUUCUGUGAGUUAUGGAAGUACGAUGUUAUUGAAGAUGGCAUUGAAAAAGAAGACAGGAAAGCUGAGGAAAUUGUGACCAAACAACCAAUCAUUUCUGUCAAAAGAUUUUCAUCUUAUCAAGAAUGGGACAGGUACGCAGAGCAAACAUCACAGUCUGUAUUUCUCGACAAAUGUCGCAUUUAUCAAAUGGAGGCCUUUAUGAGGGAAGAAACGGGCAACGACCACAUAUCUGUGGGCAUGCGUACACCCAGUGGAAAAUAUGAACGACCUAUCCCUGGAACGAGACUGUUCAGGACUAAACCAGGAACGCGUAAAUUGGAAGUGACACUACAGCAUCCCAAAACGUCGUUAUCUGCCUUUGUUGGUUCAAACUUACACAUCUCAGGUUAUUACAGGUUCUGCUGUCAAGGUGUAUAUUGUCCGGAUUGCCCGCUGGAACUGAACGUCUCAACCCUUGGACAAAAUGUGACAAUUAAUUCAGCGCUUAACUUCUCCUGUGUGAAUACAUCAUUCACGGCUACUUUUAACACGGACAGACAACCUGACAAUUUUGCAGUCAAGGUCAGUUAUUCAUUUGUCAACAAUUCAGAACAAACUGUGAGCGAGAGAGUUUUAGGGCAUCUUCAUCUUCGAGCUGUGGUGAUAAAAGAGUGCUACUUCAAAUCAGAGUAUUGCGGUUGGACCAGUCUUGGUGACAACGAAGAAAAUUGGAAAUUGUCAAAUAAUAAAACAUUGGUUAAAUUUCCAGGUCACUUUGCCUAUAUUGGUGACUCCUUCAAAGCAAAGUUGGAAGGUCCGUUGUUACCGUGGAAACCAUUCCAUCAAUCCGUAGGUUUGUGUUUGCGGUUUAAUUACCUCAUGCCUACUCAAUCAAAGUCCACCUUGAAGAUUUUCCUUCGAGAGCCAAAUCGGGAAGAGCUGGUGCUAGUGUGGCAGUUGGUCGGAAACCACGGUGAGAAGUGGUCAGCAGCUCAAGUGGCUUGGUCAGGCGCCAAGGGAAUUCAGGUUCAAACAGUUACUCAUUGGUAGUUAACGUUGAAAAAAUUUGUAUGUUUUCGCAUUCAAUAGCAAUAGCACUGAGAAAAAGAAAAUACAUUAACGUAAAGGAAGGUUAUGAAGACAUGACUGAUCACCGCAGAUAUCUACACAACCUAAGCAGCUGUUGAAUUGAAGCCUGAACAAAAUUCAAGCUUGAACGGGAUUCGAACCCAUGACCUCAGCGAUACCGGCGCAGUGCUCAACCAACUGAGCUAUCAAGCCAUCUGGGAACUGGUCAGUAAUAAAACCCAGUUGACUUGAUAGCUCAGUUGGUAGAGCAUUGCACCGGUAUCGCUGAGGUCAUGGGUUUGAAUCGCG